AUGACGGUAUCAGGCAAAGAAUUUGUUGUUCGAAUGGGAAUGCCAUGGUCAGGACUCAUAGUUUGGGUUGGUGACUUAACGACACUUCAAGCAACUCAGUCGUUAUAUGAAUUUCUACUCUUCUCUUCUGUACAUCAAAUAUGUGACAUUCCACUAAAGAUCUCCUUAUAUUUAUCUACCUACUCUCAGAAAAAUAAAGAUAAAAUGUUGAUAUCCCAAAACAAAGACACGAAGAAAAAAAGGAAUUUCUAA
This is a messenger RNA of Clunio marinus, 252 nucleotides long. NCBI's taxonomy places the organism in Eukaryota, Metazoa, Arthropoda, Insecta, Diptera, Chironomidae. The record is from the annotation of a GenBank genome assembly.